Zonotrichia leucophrys gambelii is the source of this 746-nucleotide messenger RNA. RefSeq names its product beta-keratin-related protein-like. Gene Ontology annotation, cellular component: intermediate filament. The coding region runs from base 47 to 334 and encodes 95 amino acids. The transcript has 2 exons. Gene Ontology annotation, molecular function: structural constituent of cytoskeleton. NCBI's taxonomy places the organism in Eukaryota, Metazoa, Chordata, Aves, Passeriformes, Passerellidae. The record is from RefSeq and is a predicted model, not a curated record.
CUGCCACCACUGCCACCUCCAUCUGGGUGCACGUCCUUGCUGAGCCAUGUCCUGCUACGACCUGUGCCUGCCCUCCUCCUGCGGUCCCCAGCCCCUGGCCACCAGCUGCACCCAGCCCUGCUUCCGCCGCUGCCGGGACUCCACCGCCUUCAUCCAGCCGCCCACGGUCGUGGUCACGCUGCCCGGGCCCAUCCUCAGCUCCUUCCCGCAGAACACCACGGUGGGCUCCACGGCGUCGGCGGCGGUCGGGAGCUACCUGCGCUGCUGCGGCAUCCCUGUGGGCUCCCGGGGGCUGGGCAGGGCAGGACUGCUGUGCCUGGGCACCGGGCUGUAGGGUGUCCCCAGCGGGCUGCUCCUCCUGCCCAUGCCAGCGGUGUGGUCAGGAAAGGAAAGCGAAGCACACGACCAAGACUGGGGGAGAGGACUAAGGAGAUGCCCCUGGGUUUCCCAGCAGUUGCCCCAGGAGGAUGGUAGCCAUGCGAGCUCGUCACUCCAGACUGUACCUCUGUACACCUUUAUCUCACUAAGUCUUUAUAUUUCCAUGUUCCACACGGCAUUUGCUGCUGGCUGGGCAAUAAAUGCUUCUAGCAGGUUGUAGAUGGCAGAUGAUAGUCAUGGGGUGGUGGGACGAGGGGACACCCCUUGUAGAGAUCAGCUUGUCCCAAAGUGGGGUUUAUCCAUUUCUUUACUGGGCACUGGAAGCGCACUUUGUACUCUGAACUGGUUGACUCUCCUUCUCAUUAAAG